Xylona heveae TC161 is the source of this 1462-nucleotide messenger RNA. Its product is annotated as peptidyl-prolyl cis-trans isomerase Cpr7. The record is from RefSeq and is a predicted model, not a curated record. NCBI's taxonomy places the organism in Eukaryota, Fungi, Ascomycota, Xylonomycetes, Xylonales, Xylonaceae. Gene Ontology annotation, cellular component: intracellular membrane-bounded organelle. The transcript has 7 exons. Gene Ontology annotation, molecular function: peptidyl-prolyl cis-trans isomerase activity; protein binding. Bases 125 to 1246 code for a protein of 373 amino acids. Gene Ontology annotation, biological process: protein folding; protein peptidyl-prolyl isomerization.
AGUUUCCGUCCUCUGCUAAACCACAGAUUCAACAACACGACUCAAUCUGUGUCCAGAUUCAUUUUGCAGCAUUUCAAUUAUUGAUUGCAUUGUGCGCACUUUUUUUAAACGCAGUAUCAUCACCAUGGCACCACAAGUCGAAGGCCGAAGCCGUGUCUUCUUCGACCUCCAAAUCGGCAAGCAAGAAGUUGGUCGGGUAGCUUUCGAGCUGUACAAUGACAUUGUUCCCAAGACCGCAGAGAACUUUCGCGCGCUCUGCACCGGAGAGAAGGGCAUUGGCAAGACCGGAAAGCCGCUACAUUACAAAGGAUCCGGCUUUCACCGUAUCAUCAAGCGUUUCAUGAUUCAAGGUGGUGAUUUCACCGCUGGAAAUGGCACUGGUGGAGAGUCAAUUUAUGGCGAGAAAUUUGAAGACGAGAACUUCCAGUUGAAGCAUGAGAAGCCCUUCCUUCUUUCCAUGGCCAAUGCUGGCCCAGGCACCAAUGGGUCACAAUUCUUCGUUACCACUGUUCCAACCCCGCAUCUUGAUGGCAAGCACGUCGUGUUUGGUGAGGUCCUCAAUGGCAAAAGCAUUGUGAGAAAGAUCGAGUCUGCGAAGACCGAUUCCAGCGACAAGCCUCAUCAAGCCGUCACAAUCAUCGACUGUGGUGAGUUGACGGGAGAGGCCGCAAAAACGGCCGCCGACCCCAUCGUUGACAAGACCGGCGACUCUUAUCCCGACUUCCCCGAGGACCACGAGAAGGCCGAGCAAUUUACUCGCGUCGACGUCUUCAAGAUUGCCUCUGACGUCAAGGGCUACGGUAAUACCGCGUUCAAGGCGGGCGAUUCGACUGUGGCACUAGACAAGUACCAGAAGGGCCUUCGAUACCUCCAUGAGGAUCCGGAUGCCCUCGAGGGCGAGCCGGCUGACCUCGGAAAGCAGAUUAACUCACUGAAAUUCACUCUGUACAAUAAUGCUGCGUUCGCUGAGAUCAAGCUCAACCUUUUCAGGGAUGCUGUCAACUCGGCGAGCAAGGCCCUCGACGUCCCUGACGCCACUGAUGCAGAGAAAGGCAAAGCCCUCUACCGCCGAGCCUUGGCUCACAAUGGGCUGAAGGAUGAAGACGCUUCUGUCGCUGACCUGCAUGCCGCUCUCAAGGUUGUGCCUGGCGAUUCUGCCGUGACCAAGGAGCUUGAACAGACAAAGAAGCGGGCUGCUGAUCGCACGAAGAAGGAGAAGGCUGUUUACAAGAAAUUCUUCGAGUAAAUAGGCUCAUAAUUAGACUUGCCUGCAUUCUUGGCGUUUGCAUAGGAAUCUUAGCGAAAAGUCCAAUGGAAAUGAUUGAUGGUACUCAAUAAAAGUAAAGCCAGGCUUGUUCAGCCUUACCGACUGCUGUAUAGAUAAUAGUUACUGAGGGGUAAACAGUGACCUCCACGGAGCCCAAAAUUAGCUCUCACUUAAAUGAAAUAUUUGCAUACGCUG